AUGGAGUUCAGUGGAUGUCAAACAAAUGAGGUAUUGGACCCGGUUGAAAUAGAGUUUUCGGAUCGAUCACGAACACCAAGCCCUACACCCGUUUUAACGAGUAAUGUUUGUUGUGAUUUGGAGGACAUAUUGAGCGACGCAAUUUCUGAAUCUUUGCAAGGGUCAAUACGAGUCAGUCGCAGUCAGUUAAUAAAUCAAGAGUUGACUAUAAGACCUGAAGCAAACAUAGAAUCAAACGUUCCUGACGGAUUGGACCUGUAUAAGAUUAUCUUUGAAGUUGAAAGUGAUUGUGAAACAAAGAUGAGUGACGCAAAUGCAGCUGCAUCAAAUAAUACUAAAGAUGAGGAUUCUUGUCGGCAUGUCGGCGGUUCGAAAUUCUACGAAGUGAUGGAAGGAACAAGUACAGCAGACACCUCGACUCCAUCACCCACAGAGAAACAGGACCACAUGAAACCCACGGAGAGUGAUGAUGAAGUCGUUUCAUCCCCAGUGUCGGACGUCGAUCAGGAGUGCACUGUCUUCUGUGGCGUAAGCUACCUUGGCGCGCAGAACAUAGCUGAUCCCAAGUCAGAGACGGACAUCCAGAGGAUCAUGAAGGAGCUCAGCUCGAUGCCGGAGAACAGAGACGGGAUAGCUGUCUCCAUAUCUAUACCUGUCUGUUCACAGGGGCUUGUUGUCCUCUACCAAGCUGACACGAACAGUGUGAUGGCUCGUUAUGCAGUGAACAGAAUAUCUUUCUACGCCCGCGGUGCAGUUGGGUCGCCGGUCGCGUCUUGCUUUGCCUUCACCUGGUCACACGGCGAGACCAAGGAGUCUGCGGUCUACAGGUGCCAUGUCUUCCGAUGUCACAUCUCGGAGGCAGUCAGCCAAGUGUCAAGCUGUUUCGCCAAAGCGUUUGAAAGAAUACCUCGCUCCAUGGCGUCUUCGCUCGUGGGCGAUUUGAGUGCAGCGCCAUCUAUGACUGGGUCGUUGACGGAGGGACUAGGACCGGCUGCACCGCCAAUGCAGCUGAUGCAUGUACUGGAAUGUUCUGUGGAUAUCAAGGAAAUCGACGCUAAGGGUACGUUCAGUCAAGUGCCAAAAGAGCGGCUCGGCUACAAAAUUCGCGGCGGUAUUGACAAACAAGUGACAAUCAACGUUAAACAAGUAACCAACAACGUGCAAACCGACGCUGAUGAUAUGACGGUUUCAUAUACUGGAGGGCUCUACAUAGAAAGGUGUUUUGGGAUCCUGUUGGCCCCGGGCAGAAGUGUUAAGCAUUCAGAUAUGCAAUUACUUGAAAUGGUGAGUGGAUCAUCUGGUGGUUCUGGAUGUUCGGUGUGCGCUCUGUGGAACGCCGGGGAAACCGCCCUCGCGGCGUUCAACGUGGCCAGUGGUGACGGGGCUCCAGCCUACAUGUCACUCGCGUUGGAUCUCGUGAUACGUGGAAUAAGAGACCCUUUACGGUUAAUCAUAGAAACUCCUGUGAAGAUCCACCCACCAACGGAGAGGUUUUGGUACUACUCUAAAAGACCGUUGAUUCAACAGUUUUACAUCAAUUUAAAGGAGUCUGUGGAUUCACUUGGGCAGUUGCAAUAUGAAGUAUCCAGCGUAGACACAUCGGGGGAGCUGGACAGGUCCAGGUUGAACUUGCCUCUAUCUCUGUCCAGUCUUCUGCCUUCGCCGUUGUCCUCUGCGCCCGCGCCGCCGUCGCCUUCAGAGCCAGAUUCGGAUGGAGAUGAACCAUUACUAAGUGGUACUGGUGAAGUGUCAAAAGAUUGUGGGGUCGAUGUUUUGGAAAAUUGGGCUCAAGUGUUGAGGAGUUGGGUUGGCCCUCGACCGCGUGCGUUGAACCAUUUAGUGCGUGUCGGAGUUCCGGAAGCACUACGCGGCGAGGUGUGGCUCCGGUUAGCCGACGUGGACCAGAAUGAUAAGCUUAUGGAGACCUACAGAACGCUCAUCAGCAAGGAUUGUCCUUUCGAAGCGGUCAUACAGCGUGACAUAGCUCGUACGUUCCCUGCGCACGAUUUCUUUCGCGAAGCUGGUGGUUUGGGCCAAGACUCGCUGCUACGGAUGGCGCGCGCAUACGCAGUGUACGAUCAUGAAGUUGGUUACUGCCAAGGACUGAGUUUUCUAGCUGCUACACUGCUGUUGCAUAUGCCAGAAGAACAAGCCUUUUGUCUCCUGGUUCGCUUGAUGUACGGCUACGGACUGCGUGAACUCUACAAGGACGGCUUUGAAGCGUUGUACAUGAGACUACAUCAGUUGGACAGGCUCAUGGAGGAGCAACUGACUGAUCUUCGAGCGCAUUUUCAAGAGUUAGGCGUCGAGCCGCACAUGUUCGCCUCGCAGUGGUUCCUCACUGUCUUCACAGCUAGAUUUCCUUUACCACUAGUUUACCACAUUCUGGACGUGUUUCUGCUCCAAGGUGUGGACACGCUUUUCCAAGUGUCUCUCGCACUGCUUACCAGGUCGCGGAAGGAUCUGCUGCAGCACGACUUCGAGGGUGUGCUUAAGUAUUUCAGGGUAACUUUACCAAAGAAGUGCCGCGCUGAGGAAUCGUCGCGUCAAAUUGUCAAAAUGGCGUGCAGCAUCAAAGUUAAACGCUUACACAAAUACCAGCUUGAAUACGAAAAGUUCAUCAAGGAAUCGGCUGAGAAAGAGAAGAUUAAUGUGGAAUUGGAGAGACUGAAAGUGAUAAACACACAACUACAACAAGAGAAAGAGACGCUAGAGAAACAAUUGGCACAGACCCGCAGUAGCUUAGAUGAAGCACAGAAAGAGUCUGUUCACUACGCGGCCGUUGCGAGGGACUACAGGGAGAUAUGUGCAAGGCUGGACAAGCAGCUCAAUCACUUACAGGACUGUACAAAGAGUUGCGUCGGUUGCACUCUAAAGUUGGCGCAGAAAGACAACAAGGAAGAGAGUGAGGAAAAAAACUCUGCAAAAGAGGAAAGCUCUAGCGACACAGAGGCGAGACUGAAGCAGCGCGUGAGAGAUCUCGAGCUAGAACUGGCGCAAGUCAAGCUUGCGCAUGUGCAAGCGCAGUGCAGCAAUCAGGAAUUAAGUCACCAAUUGAACGUGGCAUUGAACGAAAUGCAAUCGGCGAUGAAUCAAAAGCAAACAGUCGCGCCGUGGCUAGUACGUACUCUUGGUUCGAUAAUGGAGGCUGCCCAAAAUCGACCGUCGUUCCAGACAUAUCUACCGAAUUUAAACCAGGAGCCAUCAUCUCUUCACAGACAAUCCUCGUUCUCUAAUAGUCAGAGCCACGGAAGCUUGGACCGCCGCGUCUCAGAACCGUACAGCCCAGACGUAGUCAGACGAAAGAAGGACCUAAACGCCAAAAGGCACUCAAUGCUCGUUGAAUCAAAUAUUUCCAAAGAGGCGAAGGAAAUCAAUAGACGCAGCCACGACGUGUCAAGUGUCAAGAACCUGUCAUUAGGUUGA
This is a messenger RNA of Leptosia nina, 3426 nucleotides long. The record is from the annotation of a GenBank genome assembly. NCBI's taxonomy places the organism in Eukaryota, Metazoa, Arthropoda, Insecta, Lepidoptera, Pieridae.